AGCAGUUUUGUCAACGUGCAAUGCUGAUACGCUGCGGCUUCCCCGAGACGAGGUGCCCUUGAGUCGCGAGCAACAGUGGGAGCAAUGGGUCUUUUCCUGCUGUUCUAAAGAGGACGGGAAGUGGGGGAUUCUUGUUGGCGUUAUUUCACGUGUUACCUGCUUCCUAUGGUUUACCUGAUGUGGCCGGAGCUGCAUAAUGCCGUGCAGGGGAGCCCGGCUGCCCGGCACAAGCUGUUUGACAGUUCGAGGCGGAUGAGGAAUGUGUGGGACAAUGUCAGGCUGGAGGUGGCAGGUAGCAAUCGCUGCCCCGUGCUACUCAGUAGCUUCACACAACUGGAUCCCGAUCUGCCCCACUCCGAGAGCGCUGCACAGGACAUCGGGGAGGAGGCGGAGGAGGGAGCCAUCUACACCAUAACACUCAGAAAAGUCCAGGUGCAUCAGGCAGCAAACAAAGGACAGCGAUGGCUUGGGGUCGAGAGUGAAUCUGCGAUGAGCCUGUAUGAAACCUGCAAGGUGCGGACCAUCAAAGCUGGGACUCUGGAGAAACUCGUGGAGUACCUGGUGUCGGCGUUUAAAGGCAACGAUUCCACCUACGUCACCAUCUUCCUCUGCACGUACCGGGCUUUCGCGACAACCAAACAAGUGUUGGACCUGCUGCUCAACAGGUAUGGAAACCUACAUCACUUGAAUGGAGACUUGUCAAAGCUCACGUCAGAAGACAGAAUAGAAAUAAAGAACACCCUCUCCUCAAUCCUGGGUGCCUGGCUCGAUCAGUAUUCCGAAGAUUUCCGAAAACCACCAGAUUUUUCCUGCUUGAAGCACCUGUCCACCUACAUCCGUCAGAUGUUUCCAGGCUCAGACCUUGAGCGCCGCUCCCACAACCUGCUCUGUGCAUUUCAGACACAUAACGAAGCUGAGCUGGACCCGGAAGUGGCCGAUCAGAGCAGCUGCACCUUUCCUAUGUUGGAGGAGAACGGGUUUGAAGAGGGAAAGACUGACUUCCUUUCCUUCCUUCCUGGUGUGCUGGCAGAGCAAUUCACUCUGAUGGAUGCGGAGUUGUUCAAGAAAGUGGUUCCAUAUCACUGUCUCGGGAGCAUCUGGUCCCAGAGAGACAAGAAAGGGAAGGAGCACUUGGCUCCCUCAAUCCGCGCCACCGUCACUCAGUUUAACCGUGUCACAAACUGCGUGAUCGCAACCUGCCUGUCUGACAAGACGCUGAAACCUCAACAGAGAGCCAAGAUCAUCGAGCGGUGGAUAGAGGUGGCCAGGGAGUGCCGAAUCCUGAAAAACUUCUCGUCGUUGCGAGCCAUCCUAUCUGCUUUGCAGUGUAACUCCGUCCACAGGCUGAGGAGAAGCUGGGAUGAAGUGUCGAGGGAAAACAUCCGGAUAUUCCAAGAGCUGUCCGAGAUCUUCUCAGAUGACAACAACCACUCCUUGAGUCGAGAGCUUCUCAUCAAGGAAGGGACGUCAAAGUUUGCCACUCUUGAUAUCAACCCAAAGAGAGCCCAGAAACGACAGCAGCAGCAGAAAGAGCUGGGUGUUAUGCAGGGUACAAUCCCCUAUCUGGGCACGUUCCUCACCGACCUGGUUAUGUUGGAUACAGCAGUGAAGGAUCAUUUGGACGGAGGCUUGAUCAACUUUGAGAAAAGGAGGAAGGAGUUUGAAGUCAUUGCCCAGAUCAAGCUGCUGCAGUCGGCCUGCAAUAACUAUUCCUUCACGCAAGACCAUCGCUUUCUAGAGUGGUUUCGAAGCGUGGAGCGGCUGAGCGAAGCUGAAAGCUACAAUCAGUCUUGUGAAAUCGAGCCUCUGGCAGAGUCAGCGAGCAACACCUUGAAGGCAAAGAAAAAUGCAGGCAUCAUUAAACGCUGGAGCGACAGGCAAGCUCCGACUGCAGAUUCCCCGAGCACUGGAGCCCAGUCCCGAUCCUGUGAGCAGCUCAAGUACGGUCCGUACCUGGGCGGGGGAGACGGGGCGGAUUCAGUCAGCGUCACGUCCGCCGGCUCGAGCAACUCCGACGUUGAGGAAAUCAACAUCAGCUUCAUCUCUGAGUCACCAGAUUCCCAAGAGAAAAAGUUCUGGGAAUCGACGUCCCAGUCCUCACUGGACACGUCUGGAAUCGGCUCAGGGUCAAGCAGUGCCUCCUCUUCCUCAGUCUCCUCCACACCCAUAACGUCCUCCCGGACGCACAAGCGCUCGGUGUCUGGAAUAUCCAGCUACUCCACACUCUCUCUACCACUUUAUAACCAGCAGGUGGAUGACUGCUGCAUCAUUCGAGUCAGUCUGGACGUGGACAACGGCAACAUGUACAAGAGCAUUUUGGUAACCAGUCAGGAUAAAACGCCUGUUGUCAUUCGGAAGGCCAUGGCAAAGCACAAUCUGGAUGGGGAGAGGCCUGAGGAGUAUGAGCUGAUGCAGAUAGUUGCUGAAGACAAAGAACUGAAGAUUCCCGAUAACGCAAAUGUAUUCUAUGCUAUGAACUCCUCGGUCAACUAUGACUUCAUGCUGAAGAAAAGAGGGCACGCAAAGCCAGGCAAGAGCAAGCAUAUUUCAAGCUCCACUCUUCCCAGAAUGAAACCAAAGGGACUGAAGAUCACUAAAAGUAUCUUCUAAUUCCACGAGAUGGACAUUCUCCUUACAGUGGCUGGAUUAACUAACCUAAACUUUCAAAACAAACAGUAUUUGAAAUAAACGUGCAAUAUCAUCUGCAGCUGAGAGUACUAGAAGGAGCGUUCAAUGGCACUUACAGUCGAUUCUGUUUGAAAGACUGCAGGGCAAUAGCCCAGGGCUGGAUUUGCGGGAUGAGAAGGAAGCACUCCAUAAGACAAUUGGACUGCUUCGUCACAAUGUUAGAGAGAGUGAGAGCAACCAAUGUGCUCUUUUUGCUCUCGAAAUGGAACAGGAUGAACGGGGACUAGGCCGGUUGAAGAGUGCGAAUAUUAAAGGAUUGCAUUGUUCCUUCAUCUGUGUGCUGGAAGGAGUAAUCGUUAGAAAUAAUGGUUGGGAAGACUUGCAAUUCAUCAUGAAAACAAACAGUGAAGAAAGCUUUGACCUUCACAGAAAAAGGAAACGGUAGAUUGCCCCCUCUUGAUUUCGCAGUGCCAAUGGCAAUCCUAAACUUGAUCUCGUGAUCCGAGCUGGCUUUGCCUCACCUUUGGUCCUUCGAGGAUAGAAGCCUUUGGUCAGUAGCCAAUUCAACUGUUGACUGAGGGACGCACAGAAACACAAAUGACCUAUGGUAUUCUGGAGUGGUAAAAGCAAAAGACAUUUUUGAUCUGGAGCUCCACUCUUUGAGCAAAACCGGUCUGAUAUAUCUCAGAGCCGAGCUUCGCGAGUUGUGGAUGACUCUCCAAAGGGCCUUCAUCUUUUCCUGUUAUGAAGAGGCCUCAACGUAUCAGAAACUGAUUUGAAGCUGGUUGGAUUUGAAUUAUCAUCAUUUUUUUGGACGAGCAAGACCUUUUCCUGAAAUCGCUAAUAUCCACAGUGCAAUUGAACCAAAGACUCAAAAAGACAUUAUCAACUAGCAGAACACAGUGACUGCACAAUGAUGGCCAAAACACAUUUGAAACGUCACUACAUAUUAAGAGUUCUCACACAAUCAGUCCUUAUUAAUAGCAGGUGUGCUGGGCUGUUGUUAAUGUACAGUACGAUAUUCGGCCAUUCUUUGGCUGCGAACAAAAUUGUGUUGAAAUUGUUUCUAUGGCUUGUUCCAAAUAAGCUUUUUUUUUAUUUUGUUUUUGUAAAAAAAAAUUGAAAGUCUUGUUAUACAUAAUUUUGGGCACUAUUUAUUAUUGUGUACAGACCUGUUGAGUAGUAUUGUAAAUUACUGUGGAAUAUGAUUUAAUAUAUUGACUUGUGGCAGACACUGGUAUUUAAGUUGCUGUUUGUGGGUCAUUUUGUCCAGUGCAAUCUGUUGUCUUUGUUACCUUUUUGUAUCAUGUAAAGAGGGGAAAAAUGAUCAUAAAACAGUUUCAAAAUAGUAA
Callorhinchus milii (elephant shark) is the source of this 3980-nucleotide messenger RNA. RefSeq names its product ral guanine nucleotide dissociation stimulator. The transcript has 18 exons. Lineage: Eukaryota; Metazoa; Chordata; Chondrichthyes; Chimaeriformes; Callorhinchidae. The record is from RefSeq and is a predicted model, not a curated record. Bases 166 to 2610 code for a protein of 814 amino acids. Gene Ontology annotation, molecular function: guanyl-nucleotide exchange factor activity. Gene Ontology annotation, cellular component: plasma membrane. Gene Ontology annotation, biological process: positive regulation of GTPase activity; Ras protein signal transduction.